AUGUCUAAUCUUAAAAAACCACCUGCAAAACCUGUAAAUGAUUUGAUAAAAUUUUGGGCUCAACAACAAGAGAAAGAAAAGGCUGUUGCAGAAACGGUGUCAAAAUCUCGUCCUUUAUCUCCAAACACAUCCACGCCUCCUUCUCCGAGAAGUGAUUCUUACUUUCCACCUUUAUCACCAAGGCAAAGGAGUUUUCGUAAUACGCCUACAAGUUCUCCACCAUUAUCUCCAACCUUACACAAAACAAUAACUGAUUCUUCAAAAGUUAUAAUUACAAGUAGAUCGAUACAAAAUUUAAGUGAUGAUAGUAAUAAUGAAUCUCAAAAGUCAAUAAGUGAGACGUUGGCUUCGUCUUUAAAAGAUGUGGAAUCAUCAAAGUUUGACACGUUGACGAGUCACGUGACUCGUUCAUUUUCAGCUGCUAAUAAUGACAGUUCCAAAAAAUCCUUUUCACCCUCAUCCUCUCUUAGGUCAUUACCUGAUACUUUCAAAGAAGAAUUUGGAGUUCAAUUGCGACCACGUGACGCCUUAAGCAAGGUAAAGGCAGCGAGCCAAAUGGUUCAACGCGAAUCUUUGCCACCAGUAAAAAAUGUAUCAAACCUCGUGUCCAGAUUUGAAAAAGUGACUUCCCCGCCAGCGUCACCGACAACGGCGAAUCCUACGACUAAAAAGGCAUCAUCAGAAUCGUCAUCACCAAAACCAAUGUCUCCUAUAAGACGAAAUCAAACAAUCGAGCCUUUGUCGAUUUCGCAGCCAUUAUCUAACGCGAUAUCAAAUACUUUGGUUUCGAACCUCAAACGAAGGGAUACCGAUGAUAAUCCGUUUGAAACGUAUUCGACGUCGAAAUCAACACUUCUAACUGAACCUUCUACAAAACAAUCAUCAACUUCCGAAUUUCUAUACAAUCCGACCAAAUCAGUUUCAAGGAAGAGCUCGAUGAAACGGAGGUCAAACAUUCCUGAUCCUAUUAUAAUUCCUUCACCAACAACCCCUACAAGAACAUCUCAGUUAUUUAAUGAUGACAUUGUUAAAGUUCCAGAAAAGCAAGUUGUUGAAGAAUCAAAGAAACUAACGUCACCUAUUUCUUCGUCUGUAGUUUCUCCCAUAAAAUCAGACUCAGAACCAAAGUCCGAGCCAUUGAAACCAAAAACCGAAUCAGAACCAAAGACAGAAGAAAUUAAAGCACCAAAAUUCGGACCGUCUGAACAACUUUCGGUCGAAAAUCUACCAAAAAUUGCUCCAACUUCUCCAUUUAAUUUUGAUCUUCCUGAACCUAUUUUUGGAAAAUCAUCUAUGGGCGAAGGAUCGUUGAUUUCGAGGCAGGAGCAGAUUGAGACAAAUUCAUUCUUUUCUGUAUCAACUUCAUCUCCAAAACCACAGCAAUCUAUUUCGGAAUCAAAAUCGGUUUCAAUUACACGUGAAAGGGAAAUACCAAAGCCAUCUGUUCCAUCAAAGGAAACAACGAUGGUUUCGGAAACAAUUUCCGUUGUCUCACCAACCUCACCAAUUUCGCCAAAUGAUGAUUCACAAAUUUCGUCCAUCAUUCCCUCAUCAACUUUACAAAUUCCGGAAGAAUCAUUACCACGAGUUUCACUUUCAUCACCAUCUGGUCAGGAAACCGCGGUGGAAACCAUUUCUGAAAUCAUGUCAUCACCUACUGCACAAUCUCUAAAUCCAACCUCCCCUGCUGAUUCAACGCUUGCAUCCCCGGAAAUUGUGCCUUCGAAUGCGAAUUUUUUGUUGGGAUUUCUACCUGAGAUCACACCAAUUUCACCCUUUUGGAAUCCAGUUGCAGCAGACUCUAAAGCGGGCAGUAAUGCUGUUUCACCACUCUGGAAACCUUUUCCAGAAAAUCAGAGCAAGCCUAUUUCACCAAUUCUGUCACCAAAGACAGAUAAUUCUCUAAUUAAUGAUGAUGCAAAUAAAAAUUCUUUGCCUAAUAAUGACAACCAAGUUCCUGAUCUAUGGUUCAAAAGAUCUUCUUCAAACUUUUUAAAUAUCCCGGAACUUUCUUCACAACCUGUAGAUUCCCAACUUACCAUGCAGGAACCUAUACCAAGACCACUCAAAGAAAGUCCCUUGGACCGAUCUGCCAAUUCUUAUAUUUUCUCAUUCAUGUCAGAUGACACUGAUUCUUGGAAAUUCUUUGUCGAAUCACCUAAUGCUUCUUCAGUGAAUUUGAAAUUGAAUGUAAACCCAUUUGCUUCAUAUUUGGACAAUGUUAAGAAGGAUAAUGAUGCUACAGAUGUGGAAAGUGAUGAAGAUCAAAAAUAUAAUCCAUUUGUUGAUAAAAAACAAUCUGAAAAGAAAAAUAAACAUAUCUCAAAGGAUAAGAUCACACAUUCGCAUGCCAUUGAGUUGCAAGAAACAAGCAUAGCACAUUCACGUUCUACAACUAAAAUUGAUGAUGAAAAUGAUGAAAAUGAUCCAACGGAAAUUAAACCCAACAGCCGUAAAUUGACUAUCUUGGAUAAUUUUGGAAAUUUUUUAAAUCAAAAAAAAAACUCAGAUGGUGAUGAAAUAUCGUCAACGCCUCAGGCUGAUGAUACUCAGUCAUGUAGAAUUUCACAUCAAUCACUUAAAAACAAUAAAAGGAGUGAACAACGAAGCAGAAAUGUUAAUGUUGAUGCAUUAAGAAAGCCAAGGUCUAUACAAAGUUUAGAUUCAGUCUCUAAAUCUAAGGAAAGACGUCAUUAUAGCCAACAUAAAUAUAGACCUGUACAAAUACCAAAGUCUCCUUAUUCAACGAUACAUCCUCAAAGACAUACACUCUCUCCCGCAUUUAUUCUCAAGGAAAAGAAAAAUAUAUUAAAGUCCGUGUCGAUAAAUAAUUAUAAUCAUAAUUUACCAGAUUAUAAUGCAACAAAGGAGAAUAUUUCAAUGUUGGUUCCACAUAGUAUCUCUGCGAUUGAAUAUGGAAAGGUUAAUCAUUCUCUUCCAGAUUUAGCUAUACGUGAUCGUCAUCAUCAAUUUAACGAAACAUUUUAUAAGAAUAAUAUGACCGUGCCGGAUUUUACACGAGUUAGUUCUAUCACAGAAAAUGGCAAGGAAAAUGUACAAGAGACUAGCACUAUGGAUAUUUCAGUUGAAAAUAUAAUUGAACCAGUUGAUCCCACUGUACCUUCAUCUUCCACAAGAAUUACUAGAUUAACCAUCAAUCCAUUUGAUGAAUUUGAAAAGAAUGAACACUUCUUACCCACAACUCCUUGGAUAAAAUUACCACAUCUCGAUGAGUAUAUUGAAUCAUUGCCAAAGACUGGAUUCUCAAAUCCAAAAGAAAUCAUGACUUCCGAAGAAUAUGGUAAAUUCUUAGCGCAAGGAAAUAACCAAAAAUUUGCUGAAUAUUUAUUCCCUAUCAUUAGCCAGCCCACAAAUGAUCAGAGCGAUACGGAAUCUAUAAGCCAAGGGAAAGGAAAUGAUGAUAACAACAAUGGACCUACCGAAAGAGGAAUUGUCGGAUCUUCGCCUUCUCCUUCUUCAGAAAAAUACCAAGAAGCAGUUUCAAUAGUAUACGAACAAAGAUUUUCGAAAUUGGAGAUAAUGAGAGAUUUCAUACAAUUCAUGUCAUUAGCCUUAUCAUUUGUUACGCAAGGAAUGUUUAGUCGCAAUUGGAUUUAUAUAAUGUUAUCCUCAGUUCCUGAUUUUUUAAGUCUCAAAAUGGACAAAGUAUUUGGAUUUGGAGCUAUUUUCUUUUUGUUAUUUUUCGUCAUUGGAUUUUGUAACUUAUUUUUGUUCAGAAAGAUUGCUAAAUGGAAGAAAGCUACUGAUGUUGAGGAUAUUGGAUCAUCUCGUACAUCGUCAUGUUUACUUAAAAAUCACAUAACCAUGUUUGUUCUUACCACAAUAUACGUCCCAAUAACGAAAUUAUCAUUGGAUGCAGUGGUCUGGGCUGCACCAUUCUGGCCAGUGGCAAAUCCUUACCUGCCAAAUGUAGAUAAUCCGGAUUUUGAUUCAAUGGUUGAAGGAGGAAAUGAGGCGUUACGUUAUCCAAAAGAUUUUUGUUAUGUUACAAGUAUGAGCAAGGAUGGAUUGAACUUUUCACCUUUUAUCAUUGCCUUGGCAUUAUUAAAUUUGGGUGCGAUCAGUUUUUGGUUCCCAAUUACGUUAAAGAAAAUCGUGGAUAGACAGAUGGGAAGAUUUGGUUUUACAUCAAGCAAAGGAACGAAAGGAAAAGAAGCCAUUGAAGAUGAAGAUAAUUAUCCCCACAAAUUUUUAUUUAAUGGAUAUAAUGAUAAUUGGGGAACUUAUAAAUCAUUUAUUAUGGCGAUGAAAUUCUCCCUUAUUUUCUUGGUGGUUGUCGUUUCCAAAGAUAACUGUCUAUUUAGAUCCUCAACAACGCGACUUCAAAUUUCCACCAUCGCUCAAGUAAUACAAAUCUUAUUCUUCGUGUUACUAUUCAUUUCACAUUGGAAGGGUGAACCAUUCCUCUAUUCAAAUUUUAAUACCGCAGAAUAUUGGGCUAGAUUUGCGUAUCUGAUGACAAGCGUUAUCGGUCUUCUCAUGAUAUUGAACAUAGGACCUGUAGAUGGAUUAGGCAUUGGAUUAAUUAUAGUUAAUGUUACAAUUGUGAUAAUCAUUACUUGUUAUUUAAUGAAAAGGAUUAAUGAUUUUAGUUUGAGAUAUAUGGGAGGUGGUGGUGCAUAUGGUGUAAGUAGAAGUAUAGGAGGAAAUAGAGGAAGCCUUGGAAAAAAGAAAUUAGAAUUUUCAUUGAAUAUUUCUUCACCGGAUUUAGAUUUUGAUAGGUUGAUAAAAGAAAGGAUUUGGCAAGAUACUUGGACAAAAUUACUUUUAACUAAUGAGAAAUUCAAACCUCCAGCACUUUCUGCAGGAAAAUCAUUAUUAUUUAGUGAAGCGAGUUAUCGAGCACCAUAUUUAUUAAAUUUCUUUGGAAGCGUAGGAGAGAGGCAUAUUGAAAACUGUAAAAUAGUGUCGACAAUAGGUUUACAAAGUUAUGUCAAAGCCUUAGCACCUUUACCGUCGUCCAUGGUCAACCUAAAAUCAAAAAUUUUGAAUAAUUAUGUUGGAGUUGAUAUGUACUAUGCUGAGGAGUUUUUAGAUGUUAGUAAGAAGACAGGUUUUGGAAAAGCCUAUGUUGUACCUUUCCCAUUUUGUGUCGUAAUGUGUUAUGAUGAAGAUGACAAUAUUCUAGUAUUGAAGCAAGAAUGGGAACUUCAGAGAUACUUACAACAGAAUGAGAGCAAAGAAAUCCAACGAAGAAGGUUAGUUAGACAAAUGCUUAGAGCUUUGGAAGGAAAGAAUAUCAUUGGACCUUGUUAUGAAAACGUAGAUUAUUUGAAAGAAAAGGUUCAUUAUCAUCGAGGUAUUCUGUCAAUUCAAAGAAAGCAUGGAUCUCUUUGGAACGGUCAUGAUUUAAAUCCAGGAUUCAAAGUUACAAUUACAUAUUCAGAACCUGGACCCAAAGAAAGUAAAUGCCCUCAUAUAGUUACACAAGAAGUGAUUGGUAUAACCGAGGACUUUCAAAUGACAAAUCAACUUGAAAAAUUAUUCGGAGAUAAUUACAAAUUAGUUGAAAUGGGACUUGAUCAGAUUCAGACAACAAUGAAUGACUACCGACAAUAUUACCGAGAUGAAUCCAGAUCAAAGGAAGAAUCAUUGACAUAUGGAUUCCAUAUUAAUAUAUUUAAUAAUCCUUCAAUACCUUUGGAAGCACUUCCGUCAGUAUUACUCACCACAGAAGAAAAUCAGCAUGUUCAAUCAAUACCUGAACACGAAUAUCCAACAAUAGUUUAUUUAUAUGAACGUAUGAGAAUAGUUCAUACAUCUCGAGUGCAUCAGUGGUGGUAUUUAUUCUGGGAAGAUUUAUGGAACAAGAACGGAGAACUAAUUCCAUCUUUACAGAAAUACGAACAAGAUUUUUCACCAUUAUAUCGAACGAGUAUAUGUUACCAACCAAUGAAACGAUUGGAUUUAGAAGAAUUCUUGGAGAAAAGAGGGUUAUGGAUAGGGAAUGGAAAACUCGGACUAUUUCAUUCAGGCUUAUUAAAUAGAAUUUAUUUAUAUUUAAAUAAGGUUGUUUAUGAGACAAAAGAUAAAGAUGGAACACGUAAAAAAUGGCGUAUUUCAAAAGAAAAGAAAAUACAAGAUGAUGAUGAUUCAUCAAAAGGAAGAGGUCAAAGAAUGACUAUUAUUGGUAAAGUUGGUAGCGUUUUUAUGGGAAUAAAUAGAAAUUCGCAAAAUACCAAAAGACCUUAUUACGUCAUGAAAGAAGAGGAAAAUGAUUCCGAUCUGGAGGAUAUUGAAAUUGAUAUUGAUGAUAACAUUAGUGACAGUGCAACGUUAUAA
Funneliformis caledonium is the source of this 6303-nucleotide messenger RNA. Lineage: Eukaryota; Fungi; Glomeromycota; Glomeromycetes; Glomerales; Glomeraceae. The record is from the annotation of a GenBank genome assembly.